Messenger RNA from Carassius carassius (crucian carp), 3787 nucleotides. It is a transcript of the gene tbl1xr1a, whose product is annotated as TBL1X/Y related 1a. Gene Ontology annotation, cellular component: histone deacetylase complex. Gene Ontology annotation, biological process: regulation of transcription by RNA polymerase II. NCBI's taxonomy places the organism in Eukaryota, Metazoa, Chordata, Actinopteri, Cypriniformes, Cyprinidae. The record is from RefSeq and is a predicted model, not a curated record. The transcript has 16 exons. The coding region runs from base 443 to 1984 and encodes 513 amino acids. Gene Ontology annotation, molecular function: transcription corepressor activity; protein binding.
GGCCUCCCCCAUUUUCGCCUGGAAGGUCACCUCUCCAGUGUUUGAGUGUCUGAAGCCGUUGGCUGCUCCUGAACCGUUUGGCUCUUUCUCCACUAGCAAACAGCCCCACAAUGUACCUCAAUCGCUCUUAAAUCUAUUUUUAAACGGUUCUAUUCCGCUUCACGCCGAUGCGAACGGGACCGGACUCUUGUUUGGGAAUUUAGCUGACGAUCUGCCGCCUCAAAGCGGCUUUAUAACGCUUUGUUUGAGCACUAUUUGACAAAAUAAUCGAGGUGGAGGAAAUUCCACACAAGCAGUGAAAGGCAGCCCUCGCGCUCAUCCGGGUAUUAAAGUGCUGAGACACUUGGGUUGGAUCCUUAAAAAGCGUUUGCCUGGCGAAAAUAAAGCUGAUAGUGUGGCUAGUGUCCUGUGUGCUGACCUCAUGGUGUAAGCAGGUGUGAAGAUGAGUAUUAGCAGCGAUGAGGUCAAUUUCCUGGUGUAUAGAUACCUGCAGGAGUCAGGGUUUUCCCACUCGGCCUUCACAUUCGGCAUUGAGAGCCACAUCAGUCAGUCUAACAUCAACGGCGCCCUAGUGCCCCCUGCUGCCCUGAUCUCCAUCAUCCAGAAGGGCCUGCAGUACGUGGAGGCUGAAGUCAGCAUCAAUGAGGACGGCACGCUGUUCGAUGGGCGGCCAAUUGAAUCUUUGUCACUGAUCGACGCGGUGAUGCCUGAUGUUGUACAGACUCGGCAGCAGGCGUACCGAGACAAACUGGCCCAGCAACAGGCCGCCGCAGCUCCCUCUACAACCAGUACCAACAUGCAGGGGAAUGCCAAAAACGGAGAAAGCACCGCAAACGGAGAGGAGAAUGGUGCACACGCCUUACCUAAUAACCAUGCAGACAUGAUGGACGUGGACAUAGAUGUGGAGAUCCCUCAGAAUAAAGCCAUGGUGCUGAGAGGUCACGAGUCAGAGGUCUUCAUCUGUGCCUGGAAUCCUGUCAGUGACCUGCUCGCCUCUGGGUCUGGAGACUCAACGGCGCGCAUCUGGAAUCUGAGCGAAAACAGCAGUAGUAGCUCUACACAGCUUGUCCUGAGGCACUGCAUACGGGAAGGUGGCCAAGACGUGCCCAGCAACAAAGACGUCACGUCGUUAGACUGGAAUAGUGAAGGUACACUGUUAGCCACAGGCUCUUAUGACGGCUUUGCUAGAAUAUGGACUAAAGAUGGUAAUCUGGCCAGUACCCUUGGUCAACAUAAAGGUCCAAUAUUCGCAUUAAAAUGGAACAAAAAAGGAAACUUUAUCCUUAGCGCUGGUGUUGAUAAGACAACAAUCAUUUGGGAUGCUCACACUGGGGAAGCCAAACAGCAGUUCCCGUUUCAUUCAGCACCCGCUCUGGAUGUGGACUGGCAGAGUAACAACACGUUUGCCUCCUGUAGCACAGACAUGUGCAUCCAUGUGUGCAAACUAGGCCAGGACCGACCCAUUAAGACAUUCCAAGGACACACAAAUGAAGUUAAUGCAAUCAAAUGGGAUCCGACUGGUAACCUGCUGGCGUCGUGUUCUGAUGAUAUGACUCUUAAGAUCUGGAGUAUGAAACAGGACACUUGUGUUCAUGAUUUGCAAGCUCACAGCAAAGAAAUCUACACUAUCAAAUGGAGCCCCACAGGUCCAGGAACUAACAACCCUAAUGCCAAUCUAAUGCUGGCCAGUGCUUCCUUUGACUCCACUGUUCGGCUUUGGGAUGUAGAUCGAGGCAUCUGCAUCCACACACUAACCAAACACCAGGAGCCCGUGUACAGCGUGGCCUUCAGCCCUGACGGACGCCAUCUAGCCAGCGGCUCUUUUGACAAAUGUGUCCACAUCUGGAACACACAGACUGGUGCUUUAGUCCAUAGCUACCGGGGGACAGGGGGCAUUUUUGAAGUUUGCUGGAAUGCAGCAGGAGACAAAGUAGGAGCAAGUGCGUCGGACGGCUCUGUUUGUGUAUUAGAUCUGCGGAAAUAGCGCUGCUUGCUGGAAGCCAUGGACCGACUAUGAAUGUGUACAUAGCCAAAAUGACUGUCCCUGACCCUCAAACUGCUACAGUCCCUGAACCAUGGCCAGCCACUACAGACAGACAAACACAAGCACGCUGACGCCACAAUCCGAGCGGAGAGGAUGUGAUUCCAACCCGAGACAUUCAAAUGACUUUUGUAAGGUGAAAAAAAAAAAACAAUAUAACAGAGGAAGAAAGAAAGACAAGAAGACUGUAUAUGUACCAAAUUUGGAAGAUAUUUUACUAUUUGUUCUUCAAAACCAAUCUCAUCGAAAUAAACGAACGAAAGGAUUUUAAUCUUUGUUGGUAGUUUCAGUUUCAGUGAGCAGACAUACCGUUUUCUUUUCCACCCCCCUCUUUCUUUCGCACAUUUGAUUUGACGUCACAGCUGCAUGAUUCCAAGACUCACGUUUUCCUCCUUUUAACACAAGUACAGAUAUUUAGUCUUUUUGGUACUGGAUGUUUUGUGAUUUCAACAGUGUGGGGACAUGAGAAAAAAAAAUCUAUAUUUUCCUUGUUCUUUGGUUUUCCUUUUUAUGCUAUUGUGUAACUGUAAUCUUCUCUUCCCCUCGAACCCUGUUUUCCCCCCAAAUGAGAGAUACAUUAACCACCACAACAACAACAAAAACAGGCAUGCACAUCUACAGGAAAUGCAUCCGUUCGCUCAUACUACUGUAUUAAGUUGGUAGACAUUCCCUUAAAAAGAACACCAACAAAUUUUGUUUGUCAAUUCGAGACGUGGUGUUCGAGUUAAUGAGGUUUGACAUACAUGUGGAUUGAAAACAGAAAAACUUGCUUUAGAUUUGAAAUAUUUUAAAUUAAACACAUCAGCGUAAUUUUUGUACUUUGUUUUAAUAAUUUGAUUAUUUACUCAAUUUUGUCUUUCAGUUCCAGCAUUUUUUUUUUGGUUCUCUAUUAUGCUAAACAUAAAAUUUAAGCAUGUUUUUGUUGGAGAACCCAAAACCUAAAGUCUGUUGACAGAACAUUGAACAAACAUUGGAAAGACAUUAUUUUAGUGCUUUUGGGGUUCUCUGCACUACCAUUUAAUGGGAUGCUGAUGUUCAUUUACAGUAAUGGCCUGCAUGAGGACAGUCUGUGCUAAUGUGCUUUGGUUUUUCUCUGUGUUAAGACAUCAAGGGGGGAAAAAAAUCACAGACCACAAGAGUGCAAAAGUCUGUUUCUUAAUUGUUUUUGUUUUUUUUGGCCCUCACAGAGAUAUUUUAGGCUAUAACCUUGCAUUUAAACAAGGGUGUCGUAUUUAAAGAUUUGAAACUGAUAAAAAAAGUGAAAAAACAUCUGAACAACUAUUUAUUACAGCCUAUGACAACAGAAGGGUGUUUGAGUCGUCCCUUUGCCCCAGCGUCUGCCUGCUCACAACAACCUUCAGUUCCAGUCGUUUCUAAUCAUUAUUCUUACUGCAUCUGUGUCUCCUGGACUUUUUGUACUCUUUAAAAAAAAAACUUUUGUAAUGCAUAUUUCUUUGUAGCUAUAUAUAUAUAAAAAAAACAAAAAGAGUAAAUAAAAAAAAAAAAAAAAAAAGGGAGGGAGAAAAAAGAAAACCCCAACAAACUACUGGAGGUCGGUUUGAGGGUGUACAGCUUAGACCUCAGUUCUGCUCACUCUUGAGUCCCGCGAGUUCUCAGAUGUCCCCACACCUGAUCUUUGUUUCCCCAGUCAAAUGUUUUUGGUUUCAAAAAUUCCCCCUGCAUUGCAUUGAUCUGUUGUCAUUUAAAUCAGAUCUGGAGUCCAAAAUAAAGUAUAUUUUGAUAUUA